GCGCCGCGGGGGUCACGUGGCCGCAAUGGCGCAGCGGUUCUGGGUGCUGAGGUGCUGCAGCUGCCGCCGCUUCCAGGGGCAGCAGGCCAAGCGCAGCGGGCGCUGGAGCUGCAGCGUGUGCGGGCAGCGGCAGGCCGUGCAGAAGGUUUACGGGCAGGGCUCGGGCCUGGAGUGCCGGCGGCACGUGCAGAAGCUGAACUUGCUGCAGGGUGAAGCAGAGGAGGCGCUGGGUUGGACAUCUUGGUGUGUAGAAGACUCUGUAAAUGACAGCAAAAAUAGAGCAGCACAGCAUGAGGACAGUUCAGUGCAGCAGGAGGGAAGGACAGAAGGCAGUCGCUGGAGUAAAUAUCUGGACCAGGAGAGUGAGGAUCAAGAAGAUGAGGAGGAGGCAGCUCUGGAAAGGCAACAGUUCUGUUCCCAGAGAAAGAACACUGUGGGAGAACGAAGGAAACACCCGAAGCGCUUCCUCUCCAGUGCUGCUCCAGAGCAUGCAGAAGAAAGUGGAGCUUCUCAGCUUGUCUAUCAAGCCAAAAAAGUUAAAACCACUGAGUGCAAGAAAGGCUUUGUAGCAGUGCCUGAUGGACAUGAUGGAGAUGCUGGUUCUGGAGGCAGUGUGGUUCCUGCUGUCUGUGAGACUGUAGUGCCUGAGGAGAAUACACAGCCCCCGACUGCUUGUACCAAACCAUCCAAGUGGGGAAAAUUUCUCUCAGUAUCUGACAGCUCUAGUGAAAAUGCUGCUGCAGUUCCCAUGGCACUGCAGGACAGUGGAGGUUUGGGGCUGGACAGCACAGCUGCUGGUGGAGCCUGGAGGUGCUCAGAAUGGGUUGGAAGAACUCUGCCUCAGGAUGCAGGGUUUGAAUUUAAAAAGUGUGUUGCUAGCACUGAGGAUCUGGCCUCAUCCCUGGCCAGCAGCAGGUGGCCAGUUGAGGAUGUGCUCAGAGAACCUCCCAGCCAGGUGCUGAGGGUGGGAUCUGUUGCAGACACCACUGCAGGAAGGUGCUGCUUGGACACCACGGGGAGGGCAAACACCCUUGUUAACUCUUCCCCUAGACCAAAGCUGAGCAACAUUUCUCGUGAGCAACUCUUCUGCACAGGUGAGGAGUUUGAUGAUGAUCUCUGAAGUUCAGGCAUCUUUGGCACCUCUUUCUUGGCUGUAAUGUAUUUGAGAUAACGUUUACUGAUACACUUUUGAACUAAAGGUUGUUUCACUCAAAGCCAUAGAGAA
Messenger RNA from Passer domesticus (house sparrow), 1225 nucleotides. It is a transcript of the gene MRNIP, whose product is annotated as MRN complex interacting protein. The transcript has 7 exons. Bases 26 to 1120 code for a protein of 364 amino acids. The record is from RefSeq and is a predicted model, not a curated record. Lineage: Eukaryota; Metazoa; Chordata; Aves; Passeriformes; Passeridae. Gene Ontology annotation, molecular function: chromatin binding. Gene Ontology annotation, biological process: mitotic G2 DNA damage checkpoint signaling. Gene Ontology annotation, cellular component: nucleus.